UCCGCCAGCGGCCGGAAGUAGAAGCCCUAGAGUGGCCAUGGGGACGGGCGGGCGUAGGGGAACGCGGUCCGGGAAAAGCACGGAAGGCGCGGCGGCGGCUUCGUCCUCUUGCCUGUAUCGUUGUAUCGAGUGCAACCGGGAGGCCCGGGAGCUGUACCGGGACUACAACCACGGCGUGCUCAAGAUAACCAUCUGCAAAUCCUGCCAGAAACCAGUAGACAAAUACAUCGAGUAUGACCCUGUUAUCAUCCUGAUUAAUGCCAUUUUAUGCAAAACUCAGGCCUAUAGGCAUAUUCUUUUCAACACUAAAAUAAAUAUCCAUGGGAAGCUCUGCAUGUUUUGUCUGCUUUGUGAAGCAUACCUGCGGUGGUGGCAGCUGCAGGACUCAAACCAGAGUCCAGCCCCCGAUGACGUGAUCCGGUACGCCAAGGAGUGGGACUUCUACAGGAUGUUUGUGAUCGCUUCUUUCGAACAAGCUGCCUUUUUCACUGGCAUGUUUGCUUUCCUGUGGGUACAGCAGCCCAUGACAGCAAAAAGAGCACCUGACUUUGUCUUGCUGCUGAAAGCGCUAUUGCUGUCCAGCUACGGGAAGCUCCUGCUAAUCCCGGCCGUCAUCUGGGAGCACGACUACACACCUUUGUGUCUCAGGCUCAUUAAAGUGUUUGUCCUGACGUCGAAUUUCCAGGCAAUCAGAGUGACCCUGAACACCAACCGGAGGCUCUCCCUGUUGGCUGUGCUGAGCGGCUUGCUGCUGGAGAGCGUCGUGGUCUUCUUCUUCCAGAGGAUGGAGUGGGACGUGGGCAGCGACUGUGCCGUCUACAAGUCUCAGGAAGUCUGAAGAUCCUUCUCCUGGCCAGUGGCUGGGUCCUGUCCCCUGCCUGACACUUGGUGAAUGCAGGAGUAUGGCCCUCCAUCCGAUAUGCCUACACUGCAGCUGCUACUGGUUCUCUUCUAUAGAACGCCGCCAUGUUCACUCCUGAGGAGGGCAUCUCUCCACACUCCACCCUGGCGCUCCUACCCAGUUGGCACCUCACAGCAUCUGCCUUCCAGAUUCCUACCGAAGGCCACCCAGGGCUGUGCUCCCUCUGUGCUUCUGUGUAAUUCAUAGGCAGGAAGAUGAACUCAGGAGUCGUUAGAACCCACUACAGAGCCAGAGGCCUGCUGCCCUGUCAUGUGCUUCGUUCUGUCUUCUUAAAAUUACACUGGGGAGAGACCCUGCCUCGGGCUCCUCUGUGUCCUCCAUGGCUCCCAGCCAGCCUUGGAGCAGGGCUUCUGUGGUGAGCAGAAGAGCCCUACAAAGUCUUGCUCUGUGUCUACAGCUUUAUUCUUCACUCUCUGUGGCGGGAUCAGCUACCUCAAAAGAGAAGGCACAAGAGAACCCAGGACUCGGCUUUCUGUGAGUGAAGCCAAGACUGGAGGUUUCUGAACGUACCCAGAUAGCCCCAGGAAGAGCUCAACCAUCUAUAAGUAAGGCUGAGCGCACCCGGGCAGGCGCGCACCCGGGCAGGCACCGUGGUCUCAGCUCAGUACUUUAUGUCCUUUAAGUCUAAAUACUGCACUGUGGCUUUAAACCUGUGUGAAAACCUUUUGUGUUUUUCUGACAAAAGCACUUUUAAGUCAUCUUUCAGAAUAAAUCAAGAUUUUUAUAAAU
This is a messenger RNA of Grammomys surdaster, 1651 nucleotides long. It is a transcript of the gene Arv1, whose product is annotated as ARV1 homolog, fatty acid homeostasis modulator. The transcript is spliced from 6 exons. NCBI's taxonomy places the organism in Eukaryota, Metazoa, Chordata, Mammalia, Rodentia, Muridae. Gene Ontology annotation, biological process: sphingolipid metabolic process; intracellular sterol transport; sterol metabolic process. Gene Ontology annotation, cellular component: Golgi apparatus; cortical endoplasmic reticulum. The record is from RefSeq and is a predicted model, not a curated record. The coding region runs from base 38 to 838 and encodes 266 amino acids.